GUUCGUGACUCUCCGAGAACUCCUUGCCAAGUUCUGCAGAUCUCGGCCUGGCAGCUCUCCAAGCCGGAUGAAGUCUGUGACUUUAAAUCCUCUCUCGAAAGACUUUGCUGGAAGUUGAAGGAGCAAAAUUAAUCACAGUCAAUUAAUAAAAGGGUUUUUUGUCAGGACAAGGAGUUGGCUUCAUGCUCUCGGGAAGCCUCGGUCAGAACACUUAACAUAUCUGUGCAUAGGACAAAAAGUAAGCAUGACCUUGAUGGGUUUUAGGAGAGAGGGUGGCUGUCCCCAUUUGCACUGAUGCUCUUCCGAAAACGCUCUUGACUUGAGACGUCGAGCCAAAGCCAAAGCUCUUCUGGUUUUGGACUUGACGUCUUAUGCUAACUGGGCGCCAACUGUGGUUCCUUCAAAUGAUGUCUCCUCAUGCUUCCAUUGGGCUCCAAGCUGACCCCUUCCGGAUAUGCACCCAUUCCAUAUUCUCCUUUCCUUCUUUCCAUGAAAGGAUUGAAGAAGGAGGCAAAAGGAAGUGUGGUCAAUAUUGGCCCCUGGAGAAAGACUUCCAGAUCGGCUAUGGAACCUUAACGGUUACCAACCUUGGAACGGAGAACCUCAACCAUUACAAGAAGACACUCCUGGAGAUGUUUAGCUGCGAG
This is a messenger RNA of Thamnophis sirtalis, 647 nucleotides long. Lineage: Eukaryota; Metazoa; Chordata; Lepidosauria; Squamata; Natricidae. The record is from RefSeq and is a predicted model, not a curated record.